AUGUCCCCACGUUAUUAUGAUUUCAUCGUACUUCCGGAACAUUUCCUAUUCUUAUUACACUUAUUUGUUCCAGAUAUGGGACGUAUGAAUAUAACAGUAAUUCGUUACAUGGAACAGGAACAUUUCCGGGUCCUUAUUGCGGUGGAACUGGGAAUGAAAAACCAUGAAUUAGUACCGCUGGAAUUAAUUGGAUCAAUUGCUAAAAUACACCGCGGUGCUGUCGUACGUAUUCUUGCGGAUUUAGCAAAGCAUGGCACUGUUGCACAUGAACGUGGGAAACGCUAUGAUGGUUAUCGCUUAACGACACUUGGUUACGAUGUUCUUGCUUUGAAAGCCCUCAGUGCUCGGGAAGUAGUUGGAGCGGUUGGCAAUCAAAUAGGUGUCGGCAAAGAGUCCGAUGUUUUUGUUGGUGGUGAUCCAAAGCUUAAUGAUUUAGUGUUGAAAUUUCAUAGAUUAGGAAGGACGUCAUUUCGAAAGUUAAAGGAAAAGAGGGAUUAUCACAAAAAGCGAAAAUCAUGCUCCUGGCUCUAUCUUUCUAGUCUAGCUGCAACAAAAGAGUUCGCUUUCCUGAAAGCAUUACACGAUCACAGUUUUCCACUUCCAAGGCCAAUCGAUAGGUGUCGUCAUGUGGUUGUUAUGGAUUUAAUCAACGGUACAACGCUUUGCCAUGUGCAGCAAAUAAACGAUACAGAAGGACUGUAUGAAAAACUGAUGAAUAUUAUCGUGCGGUUAGCGCGUUAUGGGCUCAUACACGGUGAUUUCAAUGAAUUCAACAUUAUGUUAACUGAACAAGAAGAACCGAUAUUAAUCGACUUACCGCAAAUGGUCAGUGUGGAUCAUCCAAAUGCGCAAUUCUAUUUCGAGAGGGAUGUAAGCUGCGUUCGGACCUUUUUUAAAAGACGGUUUAAUUACGAAAGCGAACUGUAUCCGAAGUUCGAAGCAAUGACGAGAAAGUACAAUCUCGAUGUAGAAGUGAAUGCUAGCGGAUUUACUCCUCGCAUGUCAAAAGCUUACGACAAGGCUCUGGAAAAAGUACAGAAGGAUGAUGAUUCUUCAACUGUCACGGAUGAAGAUGGUAGUAGCGAGGAGUCAUCUGAUUCUCAGGGUGAUAUCGAUGAAUCGAAUGAAAAUGUGCUCAAUAAUAGUCGUAAUAAUAGGCUCAAGGAAUGGAUAAAGAAUGCUCAGAAUGAAUUGGAAAAGCUGAAUGUUAACAGCUGUCGAGUGUUGGAUGACUGCUCAUGUAGCGCAAAUGAAAAGCAUUGUGGAGUAAUCGCGACUGAUUCCACUCAAAACUCUUCAAAACCUGCAAAUAAUCUGUUACAUGAAGAGGAACAAGUCACAGCAUCGCUCGAAAAUAGGGUGAUUGCGAAAUCUGUUUUUAGCACGGGAUCAACAAUAGCACCAGAGAUAGUACGAAAACGCGUUGCUGCAGAAAUGAAGAGAAAGCAAAAGAUACCUUUGCGAGUAAAAGGGAAGGCUAACGCAUUAGUUCGAGUGAGAAAAACCAAUGCAAAGAUUAUUAAGGAUUGUUCUGGUUGGGAUUUUUGAUGAAUUGUUCUGAAUAUAAUUACGAAAUUUGCUGUUUUUUGGGUGUAUUGUUAUACUCUCAGGCUGCUUGCAAGUAUAUGCUUAGAAGUUAACCGAUCUCACCAGGUCAAGUUCCCUAGCACCAGGUACUUUUAUUGUUUAGCUUAGACGAAUUCUAGAUUAUCAUGCUAUACUCUUAUUGCUUAGCUUAGACAAAUUCGAGAUUAUCAUGCUACUUGUCAUAGAAUGAAUG
Messenger RNA from Loa loa (African eye worm), 1780 nucleotides. RefSeq names its product atypical/RIO/RIO2 protein kinase. Gene Ontology annotation, biological process: protein phosphorylation; maturation of SSU-rRNA. The transcript is spliced from 12 exons. The record is from RefSeq and is a predicted model, not a curated record. Gene Ontology annotation, cellular component: nucleus; cytosol; preribosome, small subunit precursor. Bases 1 to 1548 code for a protein of 515 amino acids. Gene Ontology annotation, molecular function: ATP binding; protein serine/threonine kinase activity. NCBI's taxonomy places the organism in Eukaryota, Metazoa, Nematoda, Chromadorea, Rhabditida, Onchocercidae.